This is a messenger RNA of Rhipicephalus microplus (southern cattle tick), 1175 nucleotides long. RefSeq names its product cuticle protein 10.9. Gene Ontology annotation, cellular component: chitin-based extracellular matrix. The record is from RefSeq and is a predicted model, not a curated record. Gene Ontology annotation, molecular function: structural constituent of chitin-based larval cuticle. Lineage: Eukaryota; Metazoa; Arthropoda; Arachnida; Ixodida; Ixodidae.
GGCUCAGUGAGACUUCCACUCUCGGUUUUCUGCCAUCUCUACCACAGCGGCAGCAGCAGCAGCAGCCAUGAACACGCUCACCAUCGCCGUGCUGGCAGCCUGUGCCCUGACCGUCAGCUGCCAGUUGGUUGCCGCCCCCGUGGAGCUGCCGCAGCCGUACUCAUUUGGUUACGUCUCCAACGACAUCGAGGGCAGCCAUGGACACGAGGAAACCGGUGACGGCAGCGGUCGUGUGUCCGGCCGUUACUCCCUGAGCUUGGCUGACGGCCGCACCAGGACCGUCACCUACGUCGCCGACGAGUUCGGCUACAGGGCCGACGUCGUCACCAACGAGCCCGGUACCGAGUCCAGGCCAUCGGCUGACACCACCUUCACGUCGAGCGCUCUUCCCGGACCCGACGCCGCCCAAGCCGCCGACGCUGCGCUCGUCGGCGCUCCCUUCAGGGCAUCAUCGUAAAUGAGGGAAUCUUCUUGAAGCCACACUGUUCCUGUGAACUCUCACGACUUCUUUACUUUCCGUCGACUGCCACCUUCACUAUACUGGGACAAUGCAAUCGCCUACCUACAGUUGCACGCACUGCCGUAACCUCGAGCACCCUCAUUCUGUACACGAGGGCCUGCGUUUCUUUAUUUUCUCGUCUGACCUUAGGCCGUUUUUUUUUUCUGUCGUUUUACGAUGUUCCUGCACUACUACUUUCUUUUUAUACUUCGCAAGCGCCUCCUUUAUUUGUGUUGUGUGGUGAUAGAGCACCCGGUGUUUAGUGUGUUUCUUAACCAGUAUCGUUUAUCACUCUGUGUGCUCUGUAUAGGAGUACGCUCCCUAUCCACGUUACUGAACUUUUUCUCUAGAGAUUCUUGUUGCAUUCGCAGCUGUGUAAUCAUAUGUGGAACUCGUGUGUUAUUACUCUUUCCCCUCUUCUUUAUAGUUAUAUUUGGUUUUUUCGUUUACGUGGCUUCUUUUGUGUGCUUCCUCGUUUGUAUUUUUGUGUGUUAAUUAUGGUAGUAUUUAUUUGCCCUUCGUAGUCGCAUAUUUAAUGAUUCGCUUGUCAAUCUCGCGCGCCUUCGGGUUUUGUUUAUUCUUUUGUUCCUGUUUUUGUUAGAAGAUUUGUUUGUGUGUGACUUGCGUUUUUUGCCCACCUCUCCUUGUGCAAUAAAGUGUGGCCUAGAAGAUUAAA